GCCCCACGUGGAGCGCCAGCCCACCAUCUUCUUCCUCUCUUUGCCUCGCCGCCCAGACAGGCACCUAGUCUCUUUCUCCGACUCCCUCAGCACUUGGCCUCUCGUAGGAUCUGCCUACGGCUGCGCGUGGCUAACCGACUCGAUCCGACAUGGUCCGCCACAAGAAAGACAAGUUUUCGAGGGGUGGGAAGGGCCAUGGCAACCCCCGGCCUCGUCCGCGCCCCGCCGAUGACGACGAUCCCGAACACGCGCCUUCGUCUAGGCCCGCUUUCAAGGCUGCCUGCUGGGACCUGAACCACUGCGACCCCAAGCGAUGCUCCGGAAAGAAGCUCGUGAGGCUCGGCCUCAUGCGCGACCUUCACCUCGGUCAGAGGCACAACGGUGUCGUCAUCACGCCCAAUGGGAAACGCAAGCUCUCCCCGGCCGACAGCGAGUUGGUGGAACAAUAUGGCGCCGCUGUCGUCGAGUGCUCCUGGGCUCGGACGGGGGAGGUCCAAUGGAAUAAGGUGGGAGGGAAAUGCGAGCGACUGCUCCCCUACUUGGUCGCCGCGAACACAGUUAAUUACGGCAAGCCGCUGCGACUGAAUUGCGCCGAAGCUUUGGCUGCUGCCUUCUACAUAUGCGGACAUCCUGACUGGGCUGAAGACGUCAUGCGGCCGUUCAACUACGGCGAGUCGUUCAUAGAGAUCAACUCGAAGUUGCUGAAAAAAUAUGCAGCCUGUGCGGACGAAGACGCCGUGAUAAAAACAGAAAAGGAGUGGUUGGAGCGGCUGGAGCGAGAGCACGCCGAAAGCAGGGAGAACGCCGAUGAUGACGACUUAUGGAAAGGAGGCAAUGUCAACCGUAGGGCGGUUAUCGACUCCGAUGACGAAGAGGAUGGCAGCGACGGGGACGAAGACGAGAGUGGGAAUAAGGAAGAAGAUGGCGAUGACGAUGACGACACCGAUGGGAUUUAUCUUGGCAAGAAGCCAACGCAGUGGCCCAAACCGGGAGAAGACGUGAAAGAUGAGGAAAAGGAAGGCCACGAUAAAGACUCAUUAGAUGUUUCGGAGGACGGUGACAACGAUGCCGAGAUGGAGGAGAUACGGCGCAAGAUACUGGCGUCGAAGCCGUUUGCCCACUCGGACGAUGCUGACCGCAAGCCGAAGGCGCAGACAAUACCUCUUCCCCAAUCACAACGGUAUAAAGUGGAUUCAGAUAUAGAACCGGAUUCCGACAACAGAAACAGCGGGGACGACGACGACGACGACGAUGACUUUGACAACAUUAUCGACGCUACCCCCAUUACGGACAGGAUAGGGCUAGCGAGGCUCGAGAAGGAGAGGUCGCAAGCGCACGUUAUAAGUCGAACGUUCACCUCUGGUGGCACGUCAGCACCCAAGAGGUGGUGACAGAUGGCAUCCACAAUGCUCGAAGUCUCUACCCCGAUCAACACCUACAUGACGCAAGUACAAUUCAUGUAGACACAUGCACCUCUUGUUUAGAGAUGGAGAGUCAGAAAGCUUCCUGCGUGACACUAUAUAAAUUCCUAUCCUAGGGAGGCGCCGGCGUCCGGAGGUUUCCCGGGACACAUCGGUAUGCCAUUGGUCCUACGGUAGUCUUAGGUAGGUCUCGUUGAGGAGCGAUCGCAUUCCUACAUGCUGAAACAGUCUACGAACUCGGCGUAGAGAGGUGCUAAUAGGUGACUCCGAGAAGUCAAUUGUCGGAAAUUAGUGUAUUAAACUUCAUGUUUGUGCACGCUUCAUGCCGUCGUUAAGCCAACCUCCCUUUUCUCGAAACGCAAUA
Molecule: messenger RNA, 1785 nt
Organism: Durotheca rogersii
Lineage: Eukaryota; Fungi; Ascomycota; Sordariomycetes; Xylariales; Xylariaceae
Product: DUF367-domain-containing protein
Exons: 1
Coding region: 150-1391 (413 amino acids)
Biological process (GO): maturation of SSU-rRNA
Molecular function (GO): rRNA small subunit aminocarboxypropyltransferase activity
Source: RefSeq, a predicted model, not a curated record